This is a messenger RNA of Phacochoerus africanus (Common warthog), 1287 nucleotides long. It is a transcript of the gene TIMMDC1, whose product is annotated as translocase of inner mitochondrial membrane domain containing 1. The coding region runs from base 239 to 1090 and encodes 283 amino acids. The record is from RefSeq and is a predicted model, not a curated record. Gene Ontology annotation, cellular component: mitochondrion. The transcript has 7 exons. Lineage: Eukaryota; Metazoa; Chordata; Mammalia; Artiodactyla; Suidae.
GCCCUGGUUGGGGCGGGACUUCCUGUCUCGUGUGUCGAAGGGCUUCCAGAGUGAGGUUGUCUGGGAGUGCAGGUCUGUCACGGUGUGUGGCUGCCGCUACGGCCGCGAAUUUGCUAGAGCGUAGUGUACCAGUAUUCGUCACUUAUUCUUGCAGUUAUCCUCGCUCUUCUCCCACGGCGCCUCCCGGAGACCUUGGGGCCCUGAGCGCCCAAGCUGUCCGGCAGGUUCUGAGGAGACCAUGGAGGUGCGGCCGCCGGCGCCAAGGAGCUUGCUCUGCAGGGCGCUGAAUCCUUUCCCUCGGGUCUUUGCUGCCGGAGCUGUGGCCACCGAUUCCAAGGCUCUUGCGGAGGACCUUAAGCUGCCUUCCUACGUCCCGGAAGCCCGAUACCCGGAAUCCGGAUGGGACCGACUCCGGGAGCUGUUUGUCAAAGAUGAACAGCAGAGAACUUCAAAAGAACUUCAGGAUAUAUACAAGGCGGCAAUUUCAGCAGGCAUCAUUGGCUGGGCAUAUGGGGGGAUACCAGCUUUUAUUCAUGCUAAACAGCACUACAUUGAGCAGAGCCAAGCAGAAGUGUACCAUAACCGGUUUGAUGCUGUGCAAUCUGCACAUCGUGCUGCCACGAGAGGCUUCAUCCGGUAUGGCUGGCGCUGGAGUUGGAGAACAACCCUGUUUGUGACUAUAUUCAACACAGUGAAUACUGGUCUAAAUGUGUACCGAAAUAAAAAUGCCCUAAGCCAUUUUGUCAUUGCAGGAGCUGUCACAGGAAGUCUUUUUAGAAUAAACUUAGGCCUACAUGGCCUGGUAGCUGGUGGCCUAAUUGGAGCCUUACUAGGCACUCCUAUAGGAAGCCUGUUGAUGGCAAUUCAGAAGUACUGUGGUGAGACGGUUCAGGAAAGAAAAGAGAAGGAUCGAAAAGCACUCCAGGAGCUGAAACUGGAAGAGCGGAAAGCCAGACUACAAUUUACUGAGCUCCUCCCUGAAGAAAUUGAAAGCAGUUUACAGAAAAAUCAAUCCAAGGAUGAUGCUAUGAAAAUUGAAACACUGCUGAAUCUUCCUAGAAACCCUUCAUCAACAAAUAAACAAGACUAGGAUUGAAAAUGGUCUGGACUCACUGGAGAGUUGAAGGGAGCUAUGUGUUACCAUGUCCAUUGAAUGGUGGUUGGUUGGGCUGCUGACAAAUGUAAGCACUGGCAUCUGUAGUGGCAGUGACUUAUCUUUUAAAAAAAACAAACAAGAAUUGGGCUAUUCUUAGUUUACUCAUCCAUAAAUUUAAACACAUACGUGUA